Messenger RNA from Drosophila eugracilis, 2237 nucleotides. It is a transcript of the gene Bulli, whose product is annotated as regulator of MON1-CCZ1 complex. The transcript has 7 exons. The coding region runs from base 83 to 2011 and encodes 642 amino acids. Gene Ontology annotation, biological process: regulation of autophagy. The record is from RefSeq and is a predicted model, not a curated record. NCBI's taxonomy places the organism in Eukaryota, Metazoa, Arthropoda, Insecta, Diptera, Drosophilidae. Gene Ontology annotation, cellular component: lysosomal membrane; late endosome membrane; Mon1-Ccz1 complex.
AUUACUCUUGUAAAGUCACACCUCUAAUGGAGGGUGUAUAAAAAGUGGUUCCAGUUUGUUAUUAUUAUUUUGCAGCAAAGCAAUGGAUGUCUCGAAUGGAUUCCACUAUAUUGAGCUGUCUCCAAAUCCCAUAAGAUUCGAUGCUGUGAGUCAGCUUACAAAUGUGUUCUUCGAUGAUUCCAACAAGCAGAUAUUUGCUGUUCGAUCUGGAGGAGCUACGGGUGUGGUGGUCAAAGGACCAGGAGCCACAGACGAUACCGUGAUCUCUUUUUGCAUGAGCGAUCGCGGUGGUGCUAUACGAUCCAUAAAAUUCUCGCCGGACAAUCAAAUCCUAGCCGUUCAGCGAAAGGAAAAUGCGGUGGAGUUCAUAUGUUUCCAGGGGGAUCAGCCUAUGCUGCAGGAGAUAAUUACACACCAGGUAAAAACCAUGAUACAUGGCUUUGUAUGGGUACACAACCGGGAGGUGGCCCUGAUCUCGAAUACAGGUGUGGAAGUCUACACCGUAGUUCCAGAAAAGCGGCAGGUCCGCUCUGUGAAGUCCCUGAGCAUCGGAAUUAAGUGGUUCGCUUGGUGCUGCGAUGCCAAUGUGGCCCUGCUCUGCACUACUGAGGGAAACUCUCUGAUUCCAGUUCUGGUCAAGCAGAAAGUCAUCACCAAGCUGCCCAAAGUAGACUUGGGCAGUCCAAGUCGCGAUGUUCAGGAGAGCAAGGUGACAUUAGGCCAAGUGUAUGGAGUUCUUGCCGUGCUCAUCCUCCAGCCAAAUAUUAGCACAGGACAGAUGGAAGUGGAGGUGCAUUUGCUAAACGGACCUGGAUUAGCGCCUCGAAAGUGUCAUGUACUUCGUCUAAGCCUGGUGGGUCGCUUCGCCAUCAACACAGUAGACAAUCUGAUUGUGGUGCACCAUCAGGCUUCGGGUACAUCGCUUCUUUUCGACAUAUCCCUCCCUGGAGAGGUGAUCAAUGAAGUAACCUAUCAUACACCCAUAACCCCAGGUCGCUCAAUAAAACCAUUUGGCUUGAAGUUACCUUCCUUAUCACCUGAUGGGCAAAUCUUGCAGUGCGAGUUAUAUUCCACUAACUGGGUGCUCUUCCAGCCCAACAUUGUAAUCGAUGCCAAGUUGGGUUGCAUGUGGUUCCUUAACCUGUGCAUUGAGCCUAUGUGUCAACUCAUUUCGGAUCGCAUUCGUCUCACAGAAUUCCUGCUGCAGCGUAGCAACGGCAAGCAAAUGCUAUUAAAAGUGGUUGGCCAGCUAGUAGAUGAUCAGUAUAAGGGAACUCUAUUGCCAAUUUUAGAGACCAUAUUCAGCAGGAUUAACAAGAUAUAUGCGUCCUGGGUUCAGUUGGAGUUGCAGAAUCAAACUGCUCAGCCCUCGAAUGUGAAGACUUCCUCACUGAAACAAAGCACUCCGCCUGCUGUGCUCAUCGAGCAAAUAGAUAUGGUGCAGAUCUUCCAGCGUAUUGCCCGCCGGAAGUACACAGAAUCUAUAUUGAUGAUGUAUUUGCAAUCCCUGAACAAGUUUAAUAUUGCCGCCCAGGAGGAGCUGAGCAAAAUGAUUAUCAGCGAGCUGAUCAAUAAUCGUAGCUUCGACACUCUGCGACGCCUGGUCAGCUAUUCCAUGCUGCUGGAAUCCAAGUCCGUGGCUUGCUUUUUGCUAGCCCAUUCCAAUGUAGAUACAGCCAUUUCCCAAGUGGCCAUCGAUAUGCUGGGCAGGAUUCAAGCACAUGAGAUCAUUAUUGAAGUAAUGCUUGGUCAGGGCAAAGUAAUUAAUGCCUUGAGAUUGGCUAAAAACUCACUGGGACUUGAAAAAGUGCCAGCUCGCAAGUUCUUGGAGGCAGCUCAUAAGACCAAAGAUGAUCUCAUCUUUCACAGCGUAUUCCGAUUCUUCCAAAUGAGAAAUCUGAAGCUCUAUGAGACCUUGUCGUUUCCCAAGGCUGAACAAUGCACUGAGUUUAUCCAGCAUUAUAACAAUACUUUUCCUGUUGAAAAUCCAACGAGACCGGCAGUAAGUUAAAGGUAAAGUGGAAAACCAGUAACUUGUGAUUUUUGUAACUGAAAGUGUGCUUGAAAAGUAUGAAAAUACCUUCGUAUUGUAUUGUAAAUAUAUCCAAAUGAAUAUUAUCCUUCUGAUUCAUGAGUUUAUGUUCCAGAUCAAACAUAAAUCAUUAAUAUUUUAUACCAAAAUAAAAGAAUGACUCAAGAAAACGCCAAAUGACUUUCCUCCCAUAAAAAUACAGACU